AUGGGCGGCAAGGUUUGGUCCACCGAAGAGGAGCGGGUUUUUUGGGAGAUCGUUGUCCCCGUCUCGCCGCACGCUGCCAACCCUGCCAAACGUCUUCUGACCUGGCCGCAAUGUGCUGAACUCAUGACGAGGGAGGUUGGAGCCAAUGCCCGCCGCGAGUACACCAACACGAUGCUCUAUGAGCAUCACUAUCAGAACUUCAAGCCAGGCGCCAAGUCCCCCAAGGCCAACCCCUUCUUGGAGAAGCACCUGCGAGACAUUGAGUGGUUCAAGGAGAACAAGACUUCGCCCCCUCCUACUCCCGCCCAAGCUCCCACUUCGGACGACUCCUUGGCCUCUCUUCUGAAUGAGAUCAACAAGCCCAAGCCCAAGACGAAGCGCGGGCGCAAGGCUGCCCCGCCUGCUGAUGAUGGCCCAAAAUUCACCGCUGCGCAGCUGUACAAGCUUGCCACUGGGCGCGAUCUUCCAGAACGAACGUCGUCAUUCAAGCCCGUCAACCAGAGCGGACGAAACAGUCUUACCGACCCUGCUGCCAAGGCUACUGUUGCUCGUGCUGCUAAGUCAGGGAUUACUGCAGAUGCGACCCCCGCGGAGGUGUACAAGUUUAUGACUGGGCGCGAGCUUGGAGAAGGUUCGUCGUCAUUCACGCCCAUCAACCAGGGGGGACGAAACAGUCUUACCAACCCCAUUGCCAACACUGCUACCACCUCUGCUAGUAACACUGUUGCCAACUCUUUUGUCAACCCUGCUGCUAGUACUGCUACCGACUCUUUUGCCAAACUUGCUAUCGCCCCUGCUGCCAGCUCCUUUGCCAACUCGUUCGCCAACCCUUUUGCCAGCAACUCGGGUUCUGCACCCGGCUCUCUUGCAUCCGGCCAGCCAAAGCCCUCAAAGGCAAUCCGGCGCCAGGCCAAGGCUACUAAGCUUGCGCAGCCUGUCAGACAGCCAACUCCUUCGCAGGCGUCCGUCACCCAGCCCUCUUCUGGACCCAACGCUCUUCUCAGCCGCCAGCCUCAGUCUUUCGGGAGUGGCAUUCGGGGCACAGCCACAACAGCGCACCAAGAUGUUCAACGCACUCAGGGACUAACAACGGCCACGACCACCCAGGUUCAAGGUUCUUCUUCGUAUGUCCCGUUCUACCAGAGUUACGCGACAACUUCUCAGCAGACCCCUACCCGAGCUUCUUACCAGACGUUCACUCAAGCCUCUCGCCAGUCUUCUGUCCAGCCUACUUUCCAGACGCCCGCCCCGGGCAAGGAGGAAGGGCCCCUUCGACUGCCCUCGAUUCGCGAGAUGUUCCCCUUCACAUUCACGGGACCAGAGCAGGAGGUGUUUGCUCGCCGGGAGGCCGAUGCCAUGCUGCAGAACCGAAAGCGCAGCAUCUCUGUCGAGGACGAGCAGAUGCCUGCUCCCAAGCGACGACCUCUUCCUGAUCGCCCCACCACGCUCCAGAACUAG
Messenger RNA from Fusarium falciforme, 1458 nucleotides. RefSeq lists its product as hypothetical. Lineage: Eukaryota; Fungi; Ascomycota; Sordariomycetes; Hypocreales; Nectriaceae. The transcript is spliced from 3 exons. The record is from RefSeq and is a predicted model, not a curated record. The coding region runs from base 1 to 1458 and encodes 485 amino acids.